Molecule: messenger RNA, 1242 nt
Organism: Dissoconium aciculare CBS 342.82
Lineage: Eukaryota; Fungi; Ascomycota; Dothideomycetes; Mycosphaerellales; Dissoconiaceae
Exons: 2
Coding region: 175-1056 (293 amino acids)
Biological process (GO): protein transport; Golgi organization; intra-Golgi vesicle-mediated transport
Cellular component (GO): COG complex; membrane
Source: RefSeq, a predicted model, not a curated record
CUUCAUCAUUGCCUCACUCUUUGUAAUCAAAUCACUCUUUCCAUCCAUCGGGCGACAUGGAUCUGCGUCAUGACCUAUUGGCAACAGGAACAGAGCAUCAAUGGAAGAACACAAUUCGUUUGCACUGUAUUUCUACGCGGAAGAGCCUCUGGCUCAUGAAACUACUCCGUCGCAAUGAGUCGCUAUCAGCAGCAGAGUUCAGCUAUCACUUCAAUCUCGACCGCAGCAUACAACGAAUCCUCGGACGAAGAGGACACUCUACCAUACCCGGCCCCUCUACCUCGCAGUGAUUUCCUCGAUCCCGAAUUCGACCCCUCGGCAUAUCUCUCCACACUGCGAAACCGGCAUCAGACUCUUGAGGAUCUGCGUGGCGACCUCCGCUCGCGUAGUCAACUACUGAACAAGGAGCUGGUAGAUUUGAUCAAUGGCAAUUACGAGGAAUUCCUAAGCCUUGGCGAGGACCUCAAGGGCGGCGAGGAGAAGGUUGACAGCAUCCGCCUCGGGGUAUUGGGCUUCCAGAGAGAGAUCGAAGGAGUUCGCAAGGCUGUUCAGGGUCGUUUAGGGGAAGUUGAUACGUUGUUGGAGGAUAAAAAAAGAGUCAGGAGGGACAUCGUUCUGGGACGAUCGCUGUUGGAUAUUGAGGCUCAAGUCACGGAGCUAGAGGAGUCUCUGGGCCUACAAGGCGAUGUCGAGGACAUCGGUGGCGACGACGACGACGACAAUGAUUUCGACGAAGAAGGCGACGAUGACGAAGACGAGCCGAGCCAUGUCAACGGAACUAGUAGUAUAACGGUAUCUUUGCGCAAGCUCCAAACACAUGCCCAGAGCUUCAUUGUCAUCGAGCGGAUGAUACGGCGCGUUGGGCGUGAACACCCGUUUUUAGUUGCUCUGCAGCCCAGAAUGAUGGAGCUGCAGAAGACGAUCCUCUUAGACCUUGCCACUGCGCUACGACAAGCCAAAGCAUCAAAAACGCCCGACGUUGUUUUGACUCUCAUGAGGCUAUACGGCGAUCUCGGUGCUGAAGCUGAAGCCGUCAAGAUCUUGAAAGCUAGCUAAGAGUGUUUCAAUUCUUGAAAAGCUAAAGGUUUACUGGUACGACUCAUCGCUUUGCAGACCUGCGGCGAUAGCUGCGCGAGUAGCUACACAUCAGUCGCAUUGCCAUUAACAAGAGUGAAUGAUGGGAAGUCAUGCCUGUGGAUUCACUCGCAUCGUCUCAAUCACGGCAGACAGUGGACGGAACAA